AUGCGCACUAUAGCGCUGCUGACGGGAAAAAUAAACAUGGCGGUGGAGAUGCCGAUGGAAGAUUUUCCCUACUUACCUUCGGGAGUUAAUGAGGUGAAUAAAAUGAUAGAGCAGCAUGGCGAUCUGUUUUCUGACUCCCAGUGUAAAAUCUGCAGCGCUGUCCUCAUUUCAGAGUCUCAGAAGUUGGCACACUACCAGAGCAAGAAGCAUGCCAACAAAGUGCGACGUUACUUUUCCAUUAAAAUGGAGACGGAGCCUGCAUUUAAAAAGUUAAAGCCGCUAUCUUCUGACAGCGACUACAACAAUGGAGACACGGAUCGAACUAAGGUGUGUCUUGUAUGUAACAUGACCUUUACUUCUGCCGUAACGGCGGAGUCUCAUUACCAGGGUGAAGUUCAUACCAAGAACCUGAGACUGAAGACAGUUGGGCCCCAGAUCCCAGCAUCCUCCCAGACAGGCGCAUUGCCUGCCCAGCUGAAGAAAGGCUCCGCUGAAGAGUCGAGUGGUGUCACAGCGAGGGGGAACAGCGACCCGCACAAAUUCUGCUCCAUCUGCCAGGCCUCGUUCAACAACCCGCUGAUGGCCCAACAGCAUUAUGUUGGCAAGAAGCAUAAGAAACAGAUGACUAAGAUGAAACUGCUGGAGACCUAUGGGCCUUCAACCACACCAGCUUCCACAGUGAAGGGCUACCCUUGCACAUUAUGUAAGUUAGAACUCAACUCCGUGGAGCAGUACCAGGCCCAUGUCAGCGGAGCCAAACAUAAGAACCAAUUGAAGAGGAUAGGCAUGAACCCUGCAGAAAACCAGCAAGCUCCAGGGGUCAAGCAGAACAACCACGACAAUGCCAAUAUGAGUGACAACCAGUACGGGGCUCGCAAAGACCAGUAUGGGGUCAGGCAAGACCAGUACGGGGUUGGGCAAGACCAGUAUAGGGCUGUGGAAAACGAGUACGCAGAGGAUUACCGGUACACUUGAGGCUGGACCUGUAGACUGGCUAGACUAGGCUGGACUCAGUCAGGACUCCUAAAGCCGCAAAAACAACCCCUUAACCCACUCCCACCAACCAGCGACCUCCUCCUCUUUAUGACUCCAUAUGCUGCCACCCCCCACCCCCCUCGACCAACAGUACUUCAUACUCCAGACCAGAAUGGCAGUCGCAGGCUUGCUCCUGAAGGGAUUUCUGGAAAGACAAAGUCCGAGUGUGGUUUAUAAAGCUGAAGUUCUAAAUACAUUUCAAUAUUUUAGUAGUUUGGGUCCCAGGCUCUGUAGCCUUUUCCUGAAACCAGAAGCUCCAUGACAUAAAGUGAUUUUAGCGGUAUUAUUCAUGAUGGCAUUCUUAACUAUGAUUCCGGCAGUGACGUGACUACCGUCUGCAUCACAGUUACAAAUGUGUUCAAGAGCUUGUAUUUGAGCUUCUAUACAAAAAUAAAUGUGUUAGAGCUUUUAUACAAUAACAACAAAGAUGUGUCUUAUAUGAUAUUUCCUUCUUUUUUUUUUGCAAAUUAACCUGUUUGCAUGAAAAUAUAGAGUACGUAACAUCGUUUCCCUGCUGCCUGGUUGCUGUGAACGCUGCCAUUGCAAUCCCAUUGUGUCUGUUUUCUCUCGACCUUUUGGACCUUGACCACAACCCAUCUACUAAAUCAUCUUUCUGAGCAUGACUAGUCUUUCUUAUGGUUGUUUUCGGCGUGGUCAUACUGCUUCCCUUUUGAAACUACACAUUCUGUCAUUUUUCAUUCAUACCUUCGGUCAAACCUCUUCCCUGAGGUAUGGAUGAACUGAUUUUGAUUGUGAGGAUUCAUAAUAGGACCAGCACCAGACUGAUAUUGGAUAUCUUACUCAUUGGAUCCCAACAGCGGUCCUCUGGGACCUUCAUGGUGCUGGUUUUUGACUAUAGUGUUUGUUGGAUGACUGCAGGAUAGAAAGCAGCCAUGCUGAAGGUCUCCUUGGACCGUAGUUGAGAACCAGUUGCGGGUGCACUCAAUUUGUCUUUCCAUGUAUCUUAAAGGAAAUUGCUUGCCCCCCCCCCCCCCCGUUAUCCUUGGACUUAUUUUAAUAGUUUUUGACAUUUUGUAUAUCAGUUAUGAUAUUUUACUCAUGUUAGUCAUCCCAUAAGAAACGGUUGUAGAAUGGAGUCCAGCAGUGGUCCCUUGUCAAAAAUAUUCAAAAUGAAGCCAGUGAGUAAAAUUAUAUAACUGAUAUAUAUGAUGGAUAAAACUAUGAAAAUAAGGUUCAGGUUGGGGGAAAAAUGGAAUUUUCCUCUGAACAACCUGCAAAAGUGUCAUUAAUGUGGUCAGUUACUAUAGAUGUCUUGAUGUGUAGAUGGCUCCAGAUGGUUUGUUUCAGGUCACAUUUCAGAUGAGCUGGGAGCAUCUCUGGCAUCCUGUCCACCUGUUUGAGUCUUUAGUUAUUUGUCAUUGAAUUCCAAGUAGACCUCUGGGGGGGAAAAAAAGAUUUGCAGAUGAUGUUACCAUGCGUACAAACUUGUUAGAACACAAAACUAGUAACGUAUCCUAUUACUGAGUUAAUGGAGCUCUGUAGAACAUGGCUGGGUUUUGUCUGGGCUACAUAGAUUUUUGAUCACGUUGUGAACCUAGCCACUUCCGUACCUGGUAUGAAGUUUCUUUUUAUCCUAAUUUUAAAGUGUGAAUGUAAAAUGUCCUUGUUUGACAAGGGCUUUUUUUUUUAUAUGUAUGUAUGUGAGCAUGUGUGUGUGUGUGUGUGUGUGUGUGUGUGUGUGUGUGUGUGUGCGUGUGUGUUACUACUUAAAGUGACACUUAGGUUAAUUGAAAACUGUCCAAAAUAAAAUGACUUAUCAAACGGCUCAACCAGAGAAAGUAUCUUCAACAGCUUCAUCAACCAUGUGGUUUUUUCUGAACUUCUGUAGUUGGUUCAAGGCUGGACUAAAUCACAGACUGCUAGUAUGGGUUUGAAUUAUCUGGAUAGGAUAUAGAUUCUUGGGAAUUGUCCCGUUGAAAUGGUCAGUCCAGUAUCGGGUCUGGUAUCAGGAUUUUGUACCAGAUCCGGUAUCGGGUCUGAUAUCAGGUGAUUCAGAAGGCUCGGCUCUCUGCUCAUGUGCUUGUACAUAGUAUUUCUUAUAUGAUAUUGGCUGUGUGCUGUUUAAGAGUCGCCUAAAGUUUAAAAGUUCUUAUUUAGUUUUUUCCUCAAGUGAUAAUUUACUGGUGACUUAAUUUAGUCAUAGGUCAAGCAGAAAUAUCAUUAUUGUUUUAUUUCAAAGCCUGUAUAUAUUUAAAAGAAAUGUUAGAAGACACUCGUAGGUUCAUUGUUGAGUCGUUUUUUCGUCCUGUGCUACUUUCAGAAGUUCAGUGAGUUCUAACAGUAGGUGUCACUAUAUUCACUUGGCAGCUUUUCUCAGUUUUUUUCAUUUAAAAUCACCUCGGUUGUCUGUCACUGUCUGGCAGCCUGUCAAGUCCCAGUCACACUCAUUUCACAUUUACUUCCUAACCUGCUGUGUGUUUGUGUGUCACGAGAUGGACACAUGUAAUGUUUCUGUUUGACCCUCCGCAAAGACGUCUGCUGGAGACUGCCUCACCCAGAGACGGUGGAGAUGGAGUGACAUGAGCUUUUUGUUUUCCUAUUUUAUUACCACCAAAGCUGCCAUCUAGACAACAAAUGAGCGCACUUGGUUUUUAGUAAUUAGAGCUUUGGGAAUUCUGUCGCAUUUGUCAAUCCAGAAACUUCUGUGUUUACUAAUGGGAAAAUAAUGUCCUCAUUUGCAGGUCAAGUUUCAUGAAAUUCUGUUUUCAUACCAACUCUCACCUGCAGAAAACAAUGGCACCUUUUAAGUGACGGCUUGUUGAAAGCUGACGUGUGUCAGAGCUCCCGUCUGACUCCAGCACCAUGUGGUUGAUGGGAUAGUGUGUGUUUUUGGACAGCGAUCAAAUGGUUUUAAUGGUUUUAGAAACCAUUAACCUGAUCCUUAUGCUUUCCUGUAGGCAUGCCAGUACAGACCAUCAGCCACUCUCAACACAACCAUUCAAACCAUAGAAAAAUUCCAUAAUGGUUCUUAUGGGGGGUUUUCCAGCAGGAAUCAAAUGCAUUGUGUCUCAAACAAUCAUCGAAUGCAGACUCUUCCAGAAUGGAAAUAGGAAAGCUGAAGAACACAGCUUAAUAAGCCUCAAGUCGGUUUAGGAGUUGAAACUGAUUUUGAUAAACUGAGAAAUAUUUUUCUCCUUUUGGGGGGAUUCAAGGUUAUUGAAGUUGCGUGGCUCCAUCUGCAUAAAGCAGUUUGAAGAUGAACAAUGAAAUGUCCAUAAGGAUGAGUUUCUGCUCAACACUGUCAGUGGAUGUAAAGCAGUGGUUAAAUAAGGAAGAAUUAUGUAAUAAGCCUUUUGCUAACGUAUGAUUUUCUUUGUGCUGUUCACUUUUUUACCCUUUUUUGUUGAAAAGUGAAAAGCUUGUGCAUUAUUUUCUGUUGCCUCAUCUUAGAUGUGAACUUUGCAAAGUGAGGAAAGGAAAUGCCCACAUAGUUCAUCAGACCAGCCUGUUAGAUGCAUGGUUUGUGCUCCAGAGUUGCUGUCAAAUAGGGGAAGUCAUGAUUACUUAAAAAAGUGAUGUCAAACUGGAAUUUUUCUUUUUGUCGAUGUUUUUUUUUUUAACAAACUGACCAAUUUCAAUGAAUGUCUCCAUACAUUUGUCAGCUGAAGUUAGAUGGAUUUUCAUUUGGAUGUAAUUCAUACAAAGAGGGCUUUAUGCAUAUAGGAACUGAUUCUAUAAUCCAUGGUGUAAAAAAACAGCAGGAUGGCCUUGUUUUGUUGGUCAUUGUUGGUGUGUUCGCUGUUGUGCUAUAAAGGAUAAGAUUUAUUUUCAGUACAAGCUAUGUAUGGAGAAAAGAGCUAGUAAGAUGUACAUCUAGUAAAAUGUUUGA
This is a messenger RNA of Lampris incognitus (smalleye Pacific opah), 4885 nucleotides long. RefSeq names its product zinc finger protein 346 (gene znf346). The record is from RefSeq and is a predicted model, not a curated record. Gene Ontology annotation, molecular function: nucleic acid binding; zinc ion binding. NCBI's taxonomy places the organism in Eukaryota, Metazoa, Chordata, Actinopteri, Lampriformes, Lampridae. The transcript has 7 exons. The coding region runs from base 1 to 975 and encodes 324 amino acids.